This is a messenger RNA of Arachis stenosperma, 2009 nucleotides long. Its product is annotated as serine acetyltransferase 2-like. Gene Ontology annotation, molecular function: L-serine O-acetyltransferase activity. Lineage: Eukaryota; Viridiplantae; Streptophyta; Magnoliopsida; Fabales; Fabaceae. The record is from RefSeq and is a predicted model, not a curated record. Bases 190 to 1230 code for a protein of 346 amino acids. Gene Ontology annotation, cellular component: cytosol; cytoplasm. The transcript is spliced from 10 exons.
CCAAAACAGAGAGUAAUAUUAGCACCAGCUUGCAAAAACUUGCAACCAGUGCACCGUAGUGUCACCCAAAUCGUAACGAACAAACACCACCACGAAUCCACGAUUACGACACAACGACGCCGUUUUGAGUGUAUAUAUAUAUUUGAAGCACACACCACACUCCACCCCGACGCGCGUGGGCUGGCUCUCAUGGCUUGCCUGAGCCGCCGCUGGGUCCCUAGUCCUGACAUGCUCUCCGGAGAACACUUGUCCCACCACCACCACCACCACCAUCACCACCGCAUCCACGGGGGCGAAGGCGUUUUCGGUUCCGGCGACGAGGACGAGGGCUAUUCCAAGAGCUGCACCUCUCUUCCUUCUUCCGCGUACCGGUUGGAGAAGGUUUUUCCCGUUUACGCCAUGUGCGGGUCCGACCCGGAGUCUGCGUCCGUGUUAGACGGGUCUGACCCAGUUUGGGAGGCUGUUAAAGAAGAAGCGAAGUUGGAGGCAGAAAAGGAGCCAAUCUUGAGCAGCUUCUUGUAUGCGAGCAUUCUAUCGCAUGAUUGCUUGGAGCAAGCGUUGGCGUUUGUUAUUGCAAACCGGCUCCAGAAUCCUACCCUUUUGGCUACCCAGCUGAUUGAUAUUUUUUGCAAUGUGAUCAUGCAUGACAAAGAUAUUCAACAAUCCAUUCGCCUUGAUGUCCAGGCAUUCAAAGAUAGGGAUCCUGCUUGUUUGUCAUAUUGCACAGCAAUUUUGUAUAUGAAGGGUUACCAUUCUCUGCAAGUUUAUAGAGUAGCCCAUGCAUUGUGGCACCAGGGACGCAAAGUUUUGGCCUUGGCUUUGCAAAGCCGAGUAAGUGAGGUUUUUGGAAUUGAUAUUCAUCCAGCUGCAAAAAUUGGGGAGGGAAUUUUAUUAGAUCAUGGGACUGGCGUGGUUAUUGGUGAAACUGCUGUUGUUGGAAACAGAGUUUCAUUAAUGCAAGGUGUAACAUUAGGAGGCACGGGGAAGGGAACAGGUGAUCGUCAUCCCAAGGUAGGCGAAGGUGUGCUGAUUGGUGCUAGUGCAACUAUACUUGGGAAUAUAAUAAUUGGUGAAGGUUCAAUGAUAGCUGCUGGAUCCCUGGUGUUAAAAGAUGUCCCUCCCCACAGUGUUGUGGCAGGGAUACCAGCAAAUAUUAUUGGAGGUCUUCAUGAGCAUGACCCAUCUUUAACCAUGAAACAUGAUGCUACAAAGGAUUUUUUUACAAAGUAGCUGCUAACUUUAGAGAUGAAAAGCCCAAUGUGUUUCAGGUCUCAGAAUCCAUAGAGAAAUUAUGUGAGCAAUUGAGUAUUUGGGGUAGCAUAGAUGUGAUUGGACAUUCAUUGCCUUCUUCCAAGGAAGGAUGAUUAUGAUAUAUAGUUAUAUAGUUAUCUUAAUAUAAAAGUCAGUUCAAGAUCUAGAUGCCAAUAGUAAAAGUAAAUUUAACUUUCAUGAUUGUAAUUUAUGCUGCUGAGUGCUGAGGUUGUUUGUUGCUUGCACCAGUAUUGCGAAGGCUAAAAUGCUACUGUAAUGUUAUUUGUGUCUCUACAUGCUCCUUCCUCUAAUAUUCUAUUGGGGGAGAAUAUUCGGUUAGUAUUAAGCUAAUAAUAAAAUGGUUUUUGAUUUCUGCAAUGUAGUUGAAGGCAACAGCUCUAAUAAUCAUAUAGUAUUAUCAAGCAAACUAGUAAAGAAACUAUAUGGAAUCCUUCUGGUCCAAUCAAUGCACCUCACUCAAAAAUGGUGAGUUCAAAGCUUAUUCAUGGUCUAUGUAGUUUUAAGGGUAAAAAACCAUAUUAAGCCAAAUGAGUCAAAAAAUAACGUAAAUACGCCAAAGCAAAAAUCGUUUCAGCAAUAAGCCAGAAGCUAUUUUUAUAUAAUUCGAACCAGCUUGGUUCGAACUCCAUUUCUACAUAAUUCGAACCAGCUUGGUUCGAAUUAUAUACAAACACAUACACACACAUAAUUCGAACCAGCUUGGUUCGAAUUACACACAAACACACGCACACACUAAU